Messenger RNA from Rhincodon typus (whale shark), 2106 nucleotides. Its product is annotated as zinc finger protein 16-like. NCBI's taxonomy places the organism in Eukaryota, Metazoa, Chordata, Chondrichthyes, Orectolobiformes, Rhincodontidae. The coding region runs from base 295 to 1536 and encodes 413 amino acids. Gene Ontology annotation, biological process: regulation of transcription by RNA polymerase II. Gene Ontology annotation, molecular function: DNA-binding transcription factor activity; RNA polymerase II cis-regulatory region sequence-specific DNA binding. The transcript has 2 exons. The record is from RefSeq and is a predicted model, not a curated record.
UGUCGUGUGACUGGCGCGUGAGUGAGUGAGGGAGGCGGAGACAGGAAAGUAGAAGAAUCAGAGAACACUGGGAGAAAACUGGAGUCAGUCUGGACUGGGAGUUUGUGUGAACACCCGGUGUAUGCCGAUUGAUGCGAAUUAAAAACUUCCGGUGCUGCGUUGGCAACGAACGGGAAAACGGCUGCGGGCCUCAGGCGGUCAUUGACCCAGUUGUUUUUAUUUAGAAACUUCAAAUGAAAUCAAAUCCAGAUCCACUAGUCACUCUGUUUAUCAUAACCUAAUUAUCUCAGGAUUAUGAACAUUGAAGGAGAAAGCACCAUUCACAUCGAGGAGAAAAAUGUACCAUCUGAAUGUGGAAGAGUCUGUGAAGAUUCAUCUGAAAUGUCCAAACGUCAGCACAGUCACACUGGGGAGAGACUGUGGAUAUGUGGUGAUUGUGGAAAGGAAUUAUUUUCCCCAUCCAAGCUGGAAAUUCACCAAUGCAGUGACACCGGGGAGAAGCCGUUCACUUGUUCUGAUUGUGGGAUGAGAUUCACUCAGGCAUCCAGCCUGCUGAAACAUGAGAGAGUUCACACUGGAGAGAGACCAUUCACCUGCUCCAAAUGGGGGAACGCAUUCACUCCGUCAUCCAACCUGCUGAGACCCCAGCGAGUUCACACUGGGGAGAGACCAUUCACAUGUUCCGAAUGUGGAAAAGGAUUCAUGCGGUCAUCCAGUCUGCAGAUACACCAGCGAGUUCACACUGGAGAGAGACCAUUCACCUGCUCCGAUUGUGGGAAAGGAUUCACUUGGUCAGCCAGCCUGCAGAUGCACCAGCGGGUUCACACUGGAGAGAGACCAUUCACCUGCUCCGAUUGUGGAAAGGGAUUCACUCGCUCAUCCAUCCUGCAGAUACACCAGCGAGGUCACACUGGGGAGAGACCAUUCACCUGCUCUGAUUGUGGAAAGGCGUUCUAUUCAUCAUCCAGCCUACAGAUACACCAGCGUGUUCACACUGGAGAGAGACCAUUCACCUGCUCUGAUUGUGGAAAGGGAUUCACUUCGUCUUCCAACCUCCAGAUACACCAGCGAAUUCACACUGGGGAGAGACCAUUCACCUGCUCAAUGUGUGGGAAAGGAUUCACUCAGUCAUCUAAACUUCUGGAACACCAGGGAAUUCACACUGGAGAGAGACCAUUCAAUUGCUCCCAGUGUGGGAAAGGAUUCACUUCCUCAUCCAGCCUGCUGAAACACCAGCGAAUUCACACCGGGGAGAGACCAUUCACCUGUUCUGAUUGUGGAAAAGGAUUCAUUUGCUCAUCUAAACUAUUGCAACACCAGCGAGUUCACACUGGGGCGAGACCAUUCACUUGUUCUGAAUGUGGAAAAGGAUUCACUUCAUCAUCCAACCUGCUGGAACACCAGCGAAUUCACACAGGGGAGAGACCAUUCACCUGCUCUGAUUGUGGGAAGGGAUUUACCAAGUCAUCCCAUCUGCGGAGACACCAGCGAGUUCACACUCGGGAGAAACCUUCACUCAGUCUAGUCACCUGCUGAUACACCAGCCUGUUCACUCUGUGGCAAGACUAUUGACUUGUUCCAUAUGUGAGAAGGGAUUCAUUCUGUCAUCCAAAUUGUUAACACACCAGUGAAAUGACACUGGUUGGAUCCCGUUCACUUGCUGUGUUUGUGGAAAAGGCUUUGCUGUUUGCUAAUAUACCAGCAAAUUCACAAAGAGCCACAGUGAUGGGUUUUGCAUUUACUCACACCAAGGAAUGAGCCUUUAUCUCUGGAAUGUUAGUAAAGCUGUUAUCAAAUUAAGCUCUUUUGAAAGGUACUGAUGUUAUAGAUAAAAUGUUGAUAAAAAUGUUUUCAAAAUGAUCACAAUGUCAUUGUACAUCAACGCAUUUACAGUGGGUAAAGACUGUCCACCUACAUAUUGUUUGUAAAGUUAUUUUGUGGUUCAUAUGGAGUAGUUAAACAACAAUGAGCUACCCGUAACUGUCGGUGUUGGAUUUUGAUGCUAUUGUUAUCUAUAUUCAAAUCUUGGCUUCUGUACCUGUUUCUGAUGAUAUUUGUAAAUACUUCGGUUCAAUGACCUAUCUGGAAUAAAGAUAAUCCAAAUCA